This is a messenger RNA of Colletotrichum spaethianum, 2838 nucleotides long. Its product is annotated as myosin-2. Gene Ontology annotation, cellular component: vesicle; actin cytoskeleton; cytoplasm. The coding region runs from base 1 to 2838 and encodes 945 amino acids. Gene Ontology annotation, biological process: vesicle transport along actin filament; actin filament organization. The record is from RefSeq and is a predicted model, not a curated record. Gene Ontology annotation, molecular function: microfilament motor activity; actin filament binding; ATP binding. NCBI's taxonomy places the organism in Eukaryota, Fungi, Ascomycota, Sordariomycetes, Glomerellales, Glomerellaceae. The transcript has 3 exons.
AUGAAUACCAUCAACAACACGGAUGUCCACUACAUCCGAUGCAUCAAGCCCAAUGAAGCCAAGGAGGCAUGGAAGUUUGAGGGUCCCAUGGUCCUCAGUCAGUUGCGAGCUUGUGGUGUUCUCGAGACUGUGCGCAUAAGCUGCGCCGGCUACCCUACUCGAUGGACCUACGAAGAGUUUGCACUCCGCUACUACAUGCUCAUCAACUCAGAUCUGUGGACGUCGGAGAUUCGGGAUAUGGCCAACGCUAUCCUUACCAAGGCGCUCGGCACCAGCUCCGGCAAGGGCUCAGACAAGUAUCAGCUCGGUCUCACUAAGAUUUUCUUCCGUGCUGGUAUGCUUGCCUUUCUCGAGAACCUGCGUACCAACCGACUCAACGACUGCGCCAUUCUCAUUCAGAAGAACCUUCGGGCUAAAUUUUACCGCCGUCGCUACCUUGAGGCUCGCAACGCCAUCGUGACUUUUCAGUCCGCAGUCAGAGCCUACAAUGCCCGAAAGCAGGUCCAGGAGCUCCGCACGGUCAAAGCCGCAACAACAAUACAGCGGGUUUGGCGUGGCCAAAGGCAAAGAAAAGAGUACUUACGCGUCAGGAACAAUGUCGUCCUGGCGCAAGCGGCGGCCAAAGGUUACCUUCGACGAAAAGAAAUCAUGGAGACCCGCGUAGGCAACGCCGCCAUUCUCAUCCAGCGUGUAUGGCGAUCGCGGCGACAAGUCCUGGCUUGGAGGCAAUAUAGGAAGAAGGUUACCCUCAUCCAAAGCUUGUGGCGUGGCAAGCUUGCUCGUCGUGACUACAAGAAGACGCGCGAGGAGGCCCGCGACCUGAAGCAGAUCUCGUACAAGCUGGAAAACAAGGUCGUCGAGUUGACACAGUCUCUGGGCACGAUGAAGGCGCAAAACAAGAACUUGUCAUCUCAGGUCGAGAACUACGAGGGUCAGAUCAAGGCGUGGAAAAACCGCCACAAUGCUCUCGAGGCCCGGACAAAGGAGCUUCAGACAGAGGCCAACCAGGGCAGUAUCGCCGUUGCUCGACUGCAGGCAAUGGAAGACGAGAUGAAGAAGCUGCAGCAGAGCUUUGAGGAGUCGACUUCCAACAUAAAGAGGAUGCAGGAGGAGGAGCGGGAACUGAGGGAGUCUCUACGCUCCACGAGCACCGAGCUCGACACAGUCCGCCAGCAGAGCGCCCAGAUCGAGAGCGAGAAGCUCUCGCUGCGUCAGCAGCUCGCAGAGCUGCAGGAUCAACUGGAGUUGGCGAGACGCCUUGCGCCGACCAACGGCGAGCUUACCAACGGUGCCGCCCAGUCCCAAGCGUCGGCCGCACCCGGUCUCAUCAACCUCGUGUCUUCCAAGAAGCCGAAGCGUAGAAGUGCCGGUGCCGAGCCCCGCGAGGUCGACCGCUUCAGUGCUGCCUACAACCCUAGACCCGUCUCAAUGGCCAUCACCAGCACAGCCCACAGACAAAAUCUGCAGGGCACCGGCUUCAUGCCCGGUGUCGACAACAUCGAGCUGGAGCUCGAGACCCUCUUGGCCGACGAGGACGGCCUCAACGAAGAAGUCACAAUGGGCCUUAUCCGCAACCUCAAGAUACCGUCCCCCAACACCAACCCGCCGCCGUCCGACAAGGAGGUUCUCUUCCCUUCAUACCUGAUCAACCUGGUCACGUCCGAGAUGUGGAACAACGGCUUCGUCAAGGAGUCGGAACGUUUCCUUGCCAAUGUCAUGCAGUCGAUCCAGCAGGAAGUCAUGCAGCACGACGGCGACGAAGCCAUCAAUCCGGGUGCCUUCUGGCUCUCCAACGUCCAUGAAAUGCUGUCUUUUGUGUUCUUGGCUGAGGACUGGUAUGAGGCUCAGAAGACGGAUAACUAUGAGUACGACCGUCUGUUGGAGAUCGUCAAGCAUGACCUCGAAAGCUUGGAGUUCAACAUCUACCACACUUGGAUGAAGGUCUUGAAAAAGAAGCUUCACAAAAUGAUCAUCCCGGCCAUCAUUGAAUCGCAGUCGCUCCCCGGCUUCGUCACCAACGAGAGCAGCCGCUUCCUGGGCAAACUUUUGCAGUCCAACUCGACCCCGGCCUACAGCAUGGACAACCUGCUCAGUCUGCUGAACAGCGUGUUCCGCGCCAUGAAGGCGUACUACUUGGAGGACUCUAUCAUUACGCAGACCAUCACCGAGCUGCUCCGUCUUGUCGGUGUCACCGCGUUCAAUGACCUACUGAUGAGGCGUAACUUCCUCUCUUGGAAGCGUGGUCUCCAGAUCAACUACAACAUCACCCGCAUCGAGGAGUGGUGCAAGAGCCACGACAUGCCUGAGGGCACUCUCCAGCUCGAGCACUUGAUGCAAGCAACUAAGCUCCUUCAGCUCAAGAAGGCGACCCUGAAUGACAUUGAGAUCAUUCAGGAUAUCUGCUGGAUGUUGUCCCCCAACCAGAUCCAAAAGCUCCUGAACCAGUACCUUGUUGCAGACUACGAGCAGCCCAUCAACGGCGAGAUUAUGAAGGCCGUUGCGUCUCGGGUCACGGAGAAGAGCGACGUCCUAUUGCUGCAGGCCGUCGACAUGGACGACAGUGGCCCCUACGAGAUCGCCGAGCCCAGAGUCAUCACCGCCCUGGAGACUUACACCCCUUCAUGUAUGUGGAUAUUCAUACUGCCGUCGGUCCGUAAUAAACUUGACCUUGCUAACAUUGCCAACCCAGGGCUUCAAACCCCGCGCUUGAAGCGUCUUGCUGAAAUUGUGUCUGCUCAGGCCAUUGCUCAGCAAGAAAAGCUGGAGUACGAUCCUGAAGACGGCUUUGAGCCCAAUGGCGACCUUGCCGAGGUUGAUGAGGAAGAUGUAGCCGCAUAA